AGUCGGCCUUAAAUAGUAACUUUUAAGUUGUAACCAAAUUUCACGAGGUUCACUUGAAACCAAGUUCAGUUUAGUUCUUCCUGUUCUUCUUGUUCACUUCUUCCUUGUUCAACAUCUACAAGGCCUGCAAGCCAGUAUGGGACGCCGACCAGCCAGAUGUUAUCGAUAUUGCAAAAACAAACCAUAUCCCAAAUCAAGAUUCUGUAGAGGUGUGCCUGAUCCAAAGAUUCGUAUCUUUGAUCUUGGAAAAAAGAAAGCCUCUGUGGAAGAUUUUCCAUUAUGUGUGCACUUGGUAUCAGAUGAAUAUGAACAGCUUAGUUCCGAGGCCCUUGAAGCUGGACGUAUUUGUGCAAAUAAAUACAUGGUGAAAAACGCUGGAAAAGAUCAAUUUCAUAUCCGUAUGAGACUCCACCCAUUCCAUGUUAUCCGGAUUAAUAAAAUGUUAUCAUGUGCUGGAGCUGAUAGGCUCCAAACAGGAAUGCGAGGUGCCUUUGGUAAACCACAAGGUACUGUAGCCAGAGUACACAUUGGGCAGCCCAUUAUGAGUGUACGUUCAUCUGAUCGUCACAAGGCUGCUGUAGUUGAGGCAUUGCGACGUGCCAAAUUCAAAUUCCCGGGUCGACAAAAAAUUUAUGUUUCAAAGAAAUGGGGCUUUACGAAAUAUGACCGCGCUGAAUAUGAAGAACUGAAAGCAGCCGGCCGAUUAGCUCCAGAUGGAUGCAAUGUGAAAUAUUUGCCAGAACAUGGCCCUCUUGAAGAAUGGAAAAAAUUUAGAAAAGUUCUUGCUGCUGCUUAAGUGAAACAAUUUUUUGAAGUUUUGAUUUCAUUAAACAGAUUGAAAAAAAGUACAUGUGUUAUUAAUCUCAUAAUUUUUAUAUUGUAUUUGUAGAGGAUUGAUAGGUACAAUAAAGAGAACUUGCUAUACGCGUA
This is a messenger RNA of Bombus pyrosoma, 930 nucleotides long. RefSeq names its product 60S ribosomal protein L10 (gene RpL10). NCBI's taxonomy places the organism in Eukaryota, Metazoa, Arthropoda, Insecta, Hymenoptera, Apidae. Gene Ontology annotation, biological process: ribosomal large subunit assembly; translation. Gene Ontology annotation, molecular function: structural constituent of ribosome. Bases 137 to 796 code for a protein of 219 amino acids. Gene Ontology annotation, cellular component: cytosolic large ribosomal subunit; ribosome. The transcript has 4 exons. The record is from RefSeq and is a predicted model, not a curated record.